AAACAAAAACAAAAAAAAAACAAGUCGGUGAUCUUUUUGUUUGUCCUCUUUCUACAGAACAAGAAGUUUUUUCUUCUUCAUUUUUUUUGUCAUAUAUUCGAGAUUUUAAAGAUCUGAUUCUUUAUUUGUUUUAGAAGAGAAGAUUAAAUUAUAUAAAACGAGAGCAAAAAAAAGAUGGGUUUGGAUUAUUACGAUAUAUUGAAAGUGAAUAGGAACGCAACAGAGGAUGAUCUAAAGAAAUCUUACAGAAAAUUGGCUAUGAAAUGGCAUCCUGACAAAAACCCUAACACCAAAACAGAAGCUGAAGCCAAGUUUAAGCAAAUCUCUGAGGCUUAUGAGGUUUUGAGUGAUCCGCAGAAGCGAGCGGUGUAUGAUCAAUACGGGGAAGAAGGAUUAAGCGAUAUGCCACCUCCCGGGAGCACGGGAAACAAUGGAAGAGCGGGAGGUUUUAACCCUAGAAAUGCGGAAGAUAUAUUUGCAGAGUUCUUUGGAAGUAGUCCAUUUGGAUUUGGUUCAGCUGGUGGUCCUGGAAGGUCAAUGAGGUUUCAAUCAGACGGUGGAGGAGGAAUGUUUGGCGGGUUUGGUGGUGGAAACAACGGUAGCGAAAACAAUAUAUUCAGAACUUACAGUGAAGGCACUCCUGCGCCUAAGAAACCUCCACCGGUUGAGAGUAAAUUGCCUUGUAGCCUUGAAGAGUUGUAUUCUGGAUCAACUAGGAAAAUGAAGAUCUCUAGAUCCAUUGUUGAUGCUAAUGGGAGACAAGCGCAAGAGACAGAGAUUUUGACGAUUGUUGUGAAACCAGGAUGGAAAAAAGGGACAAAGAUAAAGUUUCCAGACAAAGGAAAUGAGCAAGUGAAUCAGUUACCAGCUGAUUUGGUGUUUGUAAUAGACGAGAAACCACAUGAUUUGUUCACGAGAGAUGGGAAUGAUCUCAUCACAAGCAGAAGAGUAACGCUUGCAGAAGCUAUAGGAGGAACAACUGUGAAUAUCAACACCCUCGAUGGGCGGAAUCUACCCGUUGGUGUCGCGGAAAUCGUGAGUCCCGGGUAUGAGUUUGUGGUUCCUGGAGAAGGGAUGCCAAUAGCUAAAGAACCAAGAAACAAAGGUGAUCUUAAGAUUAAGUUCGAUGUUCAGUUUCCCGCAAGAUUGACAACGGAGCAGAAAUCCGCUCUCAAGCGGGUCUUAGCGGGUUGAAGAACCGAGAUCUUUCUUCCUGUAAUCUGUACAAAUCCUUGAUUGUGUUGAGUUCAAACUUUUAUGCUUAAAAGACUCCAUUAUUCAAAGGUUUACAAUUCUAUAGAAACACUUAAAAGCCGAUGAUAGAGACGUCAAUAGACCUAACAAACUUUAAUUACACAAACGUAUUCACAAAGAUCAAAAUCCUCUGUUCCUACGUGCACUGUACUGUUGUUGCCUAGGUGCGUUUUGAUUGGCCUUCCAUCCACUCGGUGGUCCCGCAACAGGUCGUUGUGCUGGUGGUCUGGCCAUGGUUCCGCUAUGAAAUUGAGGACUCAAGUCAGGAGGUGGUGGUGGCAGUUGCGGUUGCCAUUCAGGAAUGUCGUCGUCAUCAUCAUCAUCAUGACCAUCC
Molecule: messenger RNA, 1588 nt
Organism: Arabidopsis thaliana (thale cress)
Lineage: Eukaryota; Viridiplantae; Streptophyta; Magnoliopsida; Brassicales; Brassicaceae
Product: DNAJ heat shock family protein
Exons: 3
Coding region: 175-1194 (339 amino acids)
Biological process (GO): protein folding
Source: RefSeq, marked reviewed